ACAUCACCAGACCAAAGCAGUCGCUCAUCGAGGUUUGUUGGUAAUGACAAUCGCCCCCUAACUAAAGUCAUGGCGUUGCUUAAGCAAAGUUGCUGUGUUGCUGGUCGGUUCUCCACAAACCAUCUGUGGCUGAGUCCUAGAUGUAUCCCACAUGUUUAUACCAGCGGUUUGCCGACCGUGGCCAGCUCCUCUCCAGACCGGGCUGGCAGGAAGAAGGAGCUUCUGAGCGAUGAUGGGCCUGAUCUGCAAGACUUUAUUUCAGGGGAGCUGUCCGAGAAAAGCAAGUGGGCAGAGUACAAAGGCAACUUGAAGAGAGAGAAGGGAGAGAGGCUGCGCCUUCCUCCAUGGCUCAAGACCGAAAUCCCCAUCGGCAAGAACUACAACAGGCUGAAGAACACACUGAGGGACCUCAACCUGCACACGGUGUGUGAGGAGGCCAGGUGUCCAAACAUUGGGGAGUGCUGGGGAGGAGGAGAGUACGCCACGGCCACAGCCACCAUCAUGUUGAUGGGAGAUACGUGUACCCGUGGAUGCAGGUUCUGCUCAGUAAAGACAGCUCGUCAGCCCCCACCUCUGGACCCAGACGAGCCCUACAAUACAGCCAAGGCCAUCGCUGCCUGGGGGCUGGACUACGUGGUUCUCACCUCAGUCGACAGAGAUGAUAUCUCUGAUGGAGGUGCAGAGCACUUUGCUAAGACUGUUUCUAACUUGAAAGAAAGAAAUCCUCAGAUCCUGGUCGAAUGUCUGACCCCUGAUUUUCGUGGUGACCUGGCAGCAGUAGAGAAGAUCGCCCUGUCAGGGUUAGAUGUGUAUGCCCACAAUGUGGAGACGGUGCGUGAGCUGCAAAGGUAUGUGCGUGACCCCAGAGCGAACUUUGACCAGUCACUGAGUGUCCUGAAGCACGCUAAAAAGGUCAAAUCCACUGUGCUCACCAAGACCUCCAUCAUGCUGGGACUGGGGGAGACUGAUCAACAGAUACUGGACACCUUAACCGAGCUGCGAGAGGCAGGAGUGGACUGUCUAACACUUGGGCAGUACAUGCAGCCCACUAAACGCCACCUGAAGGUGGAAGAAUACGUCACUCCAGAGAAGUUUGCGUACUGGGAGAAAGUUGGGAAUGAUAUGGGCUUUGCUUACAUAGCCAGCGGGCCACUUGUGCGAUCCUCCUACAAAGCAGGCGAGUUCUUCUUGAAGAAUCUGCUGAAGAAGAGAAAAGCAGAGGUCACUAUAGCAGAAUGAAAAGCAUCAAACCGGCAGCCUGCACUGUCUGCCCUGCAUACUACUCUUACCAUGUCCUGACCUUUAACUACACACAUUUACAGUUACAAAACCAGCUUUACACCCGCAGCACCACAGUGCGUUGUUAUAAGCCGUAGCACAGGAAACACAUGAAUCAUGAUGAGAAUUAACAAGUUGUGUAAAUUAAAAAAGAAGACGUGAUAAUAAUAAUAUAUAAUAAUAAUAUAUUAUAUAAUAUGAUAAGUACAGGGACCAUUUUGUUACAUCUGUAUCUUUUCAAUGCACAUGUCUUCUAAUGUCCACCUGUGACAACCCAGAGGUCUACAUUUUUGAGUCCUGCAGACAUGUAAGGCUGCAGACUGUCCAAAUAACCCUGCCAGGAGAACCUACAACCUGGUGUGAGCAGAAGCUGUAAUUUGCUAUCUCUGCACCUCGGAGGCCCCUAAAUCACAUCCACCAUCAACUCCCUCCCCUCAGGGGGCCCUGGACUUCAGGUAAAGAGCUACUGACCUUUAACAGUGAGCUCUGUUUAUGAGCACUUUGAUGUCUGCAGUUUCUGGACUGGUGAUUAAAUGAAGCAAGAAGGUUUUUGGUUUUGGUUCGUGCUCUGAUUCAGUGGUAAAAUUGCAUGUGAUACAGAAACAAGUCUUUAUCUGCCAAGGUCUAUAUUGUAUUACAUUAGAACAAUUGAGCCCAAUUUGGCUUUUUGUCAAGUACAUAGGUAUCAAAAGUGGAAUGUUAGAUACCCCUGCCUCAAAAUAAGAGCCACUUUGGGCUCAAACUGCCUCUUCUAAUAUAAUAAAUUUUUCACCUGGA
Toxotes jaculatrix (banded archerfish) is the source of this 2055-nucleotide messenger RNA. It is a transcript of the gene lias, whose product is annotated as lipoic acid synthetase. Bases 70 to 1239 code for a protein of 389 amino acids. Gene Ontology annotation, biological process: lipoate biosynthetic process. Lineage: Eukaryota; Metazoa; Chordata; Actinopteri; Toxotidae. The record is from RefSeq and is a predicted model, not a curated record. The transcript is spliced from 11 exons. Gene Ontology annotation, cellular component: mitochondrion. Gene Ontology annotation, molecular function: lipoate synthase activity; 4 iron, 4 sulfur cluster binding.